UUUCGCACGGCUUGAACGCACGCACCUGGCACGGGUGUGUCCCGGCACGCCGGGUGUGGCUGCGAUGCCUGGGGUUUGUGGCAGCUUCUCAAAUCUACAAAGCAUUUGCAUUCCUCAAAGUGCUUUCGGGAGCCCGAGGCCAUAACCGCGAUCUGCGGGAGCUGCGCGGCUGCUUCCCAGCUCUGCGCUUAGACUGUGAGCAGCGUGCUUCUGCGCGCACCCAGACAACAGAAAAUACUUGAGGCAUGGUAGAGCUGACUGCUGGAGCUCCGUCUCACAAUGCUUGUAGUGGAGAAGAAAAGAAGGAGGCUAGAGGAGCUGCUGGCGGAUGGAAUGGCUGUUGAUGGUGGGUAUGGGGACUCUGGAGACUGGGAAGGUCGCUGGAACCAUGUAAAGAAGUUCCUCGAGCGAUCUGGACCGUUCACACAUCCUGAUUUCGAGCCAGGCACUCAAGCGCUUGAAUUUCUGCUCAGCACAUGUAAAGUACUAGUUAUCGGAGCAGGAGGAUUAGGAUGUGAACUCCUGAAAAACUUGGCACUGUCCGGUUUUAGGCAGAUCCAUGUUAUAGAUAUGGAUACCAUAGAUGUGUCUAACCUUAACCGACAGUUUCUGUUUCGACCAAAAGACGUUGGGCGACCAAAAGCAGAAGUUGCAGCAGAAUUCCUGAACAGUCGCAUCCCCAACUGUGCUGUUGUAGCAUAUUUUAAAAAGAUUCAAGACAUGGAUGAAAGCUUUUAUCGACAGUUUCAUAUUAUUGUUUGUGGGCUGGACUCUAUAAUUGCAAGAAGAUGGAUAAAUGGCAUGCUGAUGUCAUUUUUACGUUACGAAGAUGGGGUACUGGAUCCAAGUUCCAUCAUACCUUUAAUAGAUGGAGGGACAGAAGGUUUCAAAGGAAAUGCUCGUGUGAUUAUUCCUGGUAUGACAGCAUGUAUUGAAUGCACACUUGAACUUUAUCCACCACAGGUCAAUUUUCCCAUGUGUACUAUUGCAUCCAUGCCCAGACUACCAGAGCAUUGUAUUGAGUAUGUCAGGAUAUUGCAGUGGCCAAAGGAGCAACCUUUUGGAGAAGGCGUUGCUUUGGAUGGAGAUGAUCCUGAACACAUACAGUGGAUUUACCAGAAGUCUUUGGAAAGAGCAUCACAAUUUAAUAUUAAAGGUGUUACAUACAGACUCACCCAAGGGGUUGUAAAACGAAUUAUUCCAGCAGUAGCUUCUACAAAUGCAGUAAUUGCAGCUGUUUGUGCCACUGAAGUUUUUAAAAUAGCCACAAGUGCAUACAUUCCUCUCAACAACUACUUGGUGUUCAAUGACGUGGAUGGAUUAUACUCGUACACAUUUGAAGCUGGAAGAAAGGAGAACUGUCCAGCUUGCAGCCAGCUUCCUCAGAACAUUGAGAUUUCUCCAUCAGCUAAACUGCAAGAGAUCUUGGAUUAUUUGACAAAUAAUGCUUCAUUGCAAAUGAAAUCUCCUGCAAUCACUGCAACCAUGUAUGGAGGAAAUAAAACACUUUAUUUACAGACAGUAGCUUCAAUUGAAGAACGAACAAGGCCAAAUCUUUCCAAAACACUAAAUGAGCUGGGACUUGUUGAUGGCCAGGAGCUUGCAGUUGCUGAUGUUACUACGCCACAGACGAUGCUGUUCAAACUCCACUUUACCACUUAAUUUAUGCAUAAAUAAGCAGGUUAUACAGCGAGGGAAAUCUGUACCCACUUCGUAAAACAAAUGUACUCUGUGGAUCUUAAAUUAACUGAAAAGUUCAUGCUAGUACUGGCACUGCUGAAGGUUAGGUAAUACAAAUGAAUCACCAUAUUUCAGAAUUUUAAGUAGAAGCCAAUAUUUGGUGGAUUAUAUUUGUAUAAAUACUUAUUAAUGUACAGAACUCGGAUGUAUAGGAAUACACUUUUUCCCAAGUUUUUGUGUCAAAAUGUUAACGCUGAUACGCUUUCAGACACAUGGAAAUUGUAGAGUGGCCAAAAGUCUUCUUGUCUUUUUAAUUUUUAACGUAUAUGCAUACAUGUAUAUGCAGAGUGAGACCUUUAAGAAAGAACCGCUGCGCCUGGAUUCAAAUCACAGCACUCCUGAAUGCUUGCUGCCACUGUAAAUCCAAGAGAGAGCAGUAGAACUAAAAUGAUCAAUUUCCUUUUAUUUGACACUGAGAUUUGCCCAAUUGUAUGAAAUGUGUGAAGUAUUGAAGAGAUUACUUUGUUUGCAAGUAAACAUAGAAGGGUGAAUGAAAACUGCCUGAAUUUAGGGACAUGUCUGUUUGCAGUCACCCAUCAGCUGCUGCAUGCAGUACUGCAGAAUUAUGUUCAAGUAUCAUCAGUGCUGUUAACAUAUUUAUUAAUAAAAACCCAUAAAGGUA
This is a messenger RNA of Lagopus muta (rock ptarmigan), 2362 nucleotides long. RefSeq names its product ubiquitin like modifier activating enzyme 3 (gene UBA3). Gene Ontology annotation, biological process: protein neddylation. The record is from RefSeq and is a predicted model, not a curated record. Gene Ontology annotation, molecular function: NEDD8 activating enzyme activity. Gene Ontology annotation, cellular component: cytoplasm; nucleus. The transcript has 18 exons. Bases 280 to 1662 code for a protein of 460 amino acids. Lineage: Eukaryota; Metazoa; Chordata; Aves; Galliformes; Phasianidae.